AUGGGGCAGUCGCCGUCCACCCCCGAAAUGACCAAGGAGCUCGAGCCCACUGAUGAAGAUUCACCAGAUGAUGCCGGGUCAUGGGAGACCGAUUCAACAGGGAACUACUCAGAAUGGAGCGGCGUCGAUGAGAAGGAGCCUGAAGAACCGUGCCAAACAACAACGACUCCGGAGUUCCUCCAAUGGCGGGAACAGGUCGAAGAGAAGUUGUCUCUCCUCGAGAAGAGCAUGGACCCUUUGACAGCAAGAGCGCAGUACAACUUUGAGAACAGCCCAAUCUAUAGCGCCCCAGACGAGAUCCUUCUCAUGGCUAUGCGAUAUCUCAACGACGAAGACGAGGUCGCCUUCUUCUCUCUACGCCAAGUCUCGAGACGCUAG
Molecule: messenger RNA, 378 nt
Organism: Fusarium falciforme
Lineage: Eukaryota; Fungi; Ascomycota; Sordariomycetes; Hypocreales; Nectriaceae
Exons: 1
Coding region: 1-378 (125 amino acids)
Source: RefSeq, a predicted model, not a curated record